AUGCCUGCCAGAACACUACCCACGAUCACGAUCGCGGACGUCCAGGCCCAUAACACCUCCAAGUCGUGCUAUGUCACGAUAGGCACCAAGAUUUACGAUGUCACGGACUUCCUCGAAGGCCAUCCCGGUGGUGGCGACCUUAUCCUGGAGCACGGAGGGCAGGACGUUGGGGCGAUAAUGAAGGAUGAGAUCUCGCACGAUCAUUCCGAGGCUGCAUACGAGAUUCUAGAUGAAUGCCUCGUGGGCUUCGUCGUCUCCGAGAAAGUCUUGGACGCCGUGACGGAAAGCGAGCACCCCGAUGAUAUCGUGCCACUGCCGCCGUCGAAGGAGGGCAUGGCAGACCUCAAGGCGAAUGGAGCUGAAAAUGGAGUGGCAACGGAGCCGCUUUAUGCUGCUACUGGAAUGUCUACCGAGGAGGACUUGUCGAAGGAAACUGACCUUACGGACGAUUAUAAGACAUGGAAAUUCUUGGACCUGAACAAGCCGCUAUUCAUGCAGAUGAUCAGGAGCAAAUUCAACAAGCAGUUCUAUCUUGAGCAGGUCCACCGGCCGAGACAUUACAAGGGAGGAGAUUCAGCACCGUUGUUUGGAAACUUCCUGGAACCUUUCAGCAAGACCGCCUGGUGGAUGAUUCCAACCAUCUGGCUACCUCCAGUGAUGUAUGGGACCUUUAUAGGCUUCCUAAACCUUGGAAGCGUACCGGAGGCGGCUGCAUAUUGGUCCCUGGGCCUCUUUUUAUGGACUCUUGUUGAAUACAUUCUACAUCGUUUCCUGUUCCACCUUGACUACUACCUACCCGACAAUCGCUUUGCUUUUACAUUACAUUUCCUCCUCCACGGCAUACAUCACUACCUUCCUAUGGACAAAUAUCGCCUUGUCAUGCCGCCUGCUCUCUUCCUUGUUCUAGCCACACCAUUCUACAGGCUCGCACAUUUCGUUUUCUCCUACAACAAGUAUGCCGCAACUACAGUCUUUAGUGGUGGCAUCUUUGGUUACAUCUGCUACGACCUGACCCACUACUUCCUCCACCACCGAAACCUACCAGCGUGGUACCGAUCGCUCAAGAAGUACCACCUCAAGCACCACUUCGCCGACUACCAGAACGGCUUCGGUGUGACCAGCCGAUUCUGGGACUGGGUCUUCAACACGGAGCUGGUAAUGGAGCAGCCUAAGAUCGUGAAGGCGGCUUAG
Mytilinidion resinicola is the source of this 1191-nucleotide messenger RNA. Its product is annotated as fatty acid hydroxylase. The record is from RefSeq and is a predicted model, not a curated record. Bases 1 to 1191 code for a protein of 396 amino acids. The transcript is spliced from 3 exons. Gene Ontology annotation, molecular function: heme binding; fatty acid 2-hydroxylase activity; iron ion binding. Gene Ontology annotation, biological process: lipid biosynthetic process; fatty acid metabolic process. Gene Ontology annotation, cellular component: membrane; endoplasmic reticulum. NCBI's taxonomy places the organism in Eukaryota, Fungi, Ascomycota, Dothideomycetes, Mytilinidiales, Mytilinidiaceae.